CCCUUGUUUAAAAUGACGACCCAGGGGCACAGUCUUAUUGAAUUUAACCAGAAGAAGUACGAUAACCUGCUCAACGAGUACGGCAAAGAUCUGACUGCCGUGUCUUUCCUGAAGAUGUACAAGGCUGAGGACCUCAUCGAGGUGAACAUCAACGGAGCUUCGGCUUCAUCCUGGGACGUCAGCCCCCCAAGUAGGAACGGACUCAGAGAACAUCUCCUCUCCAUGAACGUGGUGGAAUUCCGCUACGCUUACUCUUUCAAACGAAACAGCGACAGUUCUCUGGUGACGCCAGUAGUUGAAGGGAUCUACUCCUUCACAUUGUCUGCAACCGACCCCAAAGAACGUGAGAUAAGAAAACUUCUUGCGGAGCAGUUGGACACUAACGUCUCUUCACCAGUAGCCAUCCCAAGAGCCUAUCCUGGUUCAGUCCAAGUACCAGCCAAGGGUGAUGCGGAACCAGCUACAAAAAUACUCAGCUCGGAGUAUUCCCAAGGUUACAGUAACAUCACGAUGAAGCUUGAAUACGGCUCCAUUGACGGGGUAGGUGGAGAGCGAGAAUGGUGGGUGGUCAACAAAGAUGAAGACAUGAUGUCCAUCUUAACGUUCAAUGAUCGGGUAGCGUCCGACCUGUUUGCUCCGCUAGCUGGUUAUGGAAUCGUCGGUCUGUACGUUACCAUCGUCCUGGUCGUCGGCAAGUUUGUGCGCAUGAUGUUCAGCGGCGUCUCGCAGACGAUCAUGUUCAAGGAAUUCCCCAACGUGGACCGUAUCGUCAAGCUCUGCCUGGACAUCUUCUUGGUGCGUGAGUGUGGCGAGAUGAAACUGGAGGAGGACCUGACGGCCAAGCUCAUCUUCCUGUAUCGCUCGCCAGCAAUGCUGAUCGAGUUCACCAGAUACAAGAGAGACUAAACAGCCCCCCUCCCCCCACUCGUCGGGUUGAGAGGGAAGGUUUGUUAAAUGUUCAGUUAAGAGAGAGAAGGGUUGCAUGGUUGUGAGUUAAGGGUGGUGAGUUAAGCUCGUCUCUUGAUGUAUAGCCAGAGAAAACAAGACGAUUUGUAAACUAAAGACAAACAGAAACAAGAAAUUGUAUUCUGCUUUGUGACAGCAUUAGGGUUUGUUUUUCCAUAGAAGAGGAAAAUUAAUUGAAACAGAAAAAUACUUGUUUUUCAAAAGCAUUUGCACCUGUUAUGGUGAAGGGUAGGUGCAGAGGUUCAGUGUCAUGUACAUGUACAUGUAUCUCGAAGCAUACAAUGAACUUAGGUUAUUUUAUUACAAGAGUCUUUUAACACAGUAUUUCAUGCCUUGUGUCUUUGUUUUGUGUCUGGUAUAAGUUUCUGGUAUUGAGGCGAAUGAAACGAUGAUUUGUCAUAAUAUGGGCUUGAAGCUGCCAUUACCAGCAAACAGUCUAAUCUAUAUGCCUGCAUUGCCUUUGGUACAGUGUUGUACUCAAAGAGGUUCUGCAUGCAUUACCUUGAUUUAUGAAUGAACAACAAUCAAUGCAAUGUAUACAAUAACCCUCCUACUAUUGGUGCACUCGCCUGCCCCCAACUCGCUUGUUCCAUGGGCAACUGUGGAGACUGGCCAAGAAUACACAAGCCAUGGGGUUUCAUAUAAUCCGUGUACAUGUACUUGGUCUGGCCACCAAAGUGUGUGUUGGCCACUAAAGUCAUGAGAUUUUUGCCUUUGGAUUUUAGGCACCAAUUUGUCAGCUGAGAGUGAACAUGUUUUCAAUGCAAGGCACAAACAUCCCCUCCCCCCACCCUGAGUUUUUCAAAUCUUUGAGUUUUUCAAAUCUCUGAGUUUUUCAAAUCUUUGAGUUUUUCAAAUCUUUGAGUUUUUUCAAAUUAUUUUCUACGCCACUCUGAAAUAAAGUAGGAGGAUUGACGUUAAGAUUAGGAGUCAACCAAUCAGGAGAGACGUAGCAACCCUGAGUAGAGAAUGGUUGGGAAACCAUUUGGUCGUUGGUUCGCACAGUACUAAUCGUGAUUUUCAACGCUGAUAUUUAAUCAUGUUUUUCUACCGCAUGAGGGCGCUUUCAAUCGCAAAAUUUCCUUGCAUCACUGUUACAGUUUUGUCUUGUUUUGACUGGCUGAAAUGGCCAAAUAAAUGAUAAUAAUAAUAACCAUGGAAUAAAAAGCAACACUAAAAAAAAAAAAAAAAAAAAAAUAAUAAUUUUAUUUGUUUCACAUUAUGUUAAAUGGUCCACAUAUGCCUUCAUGUGGUCAAAUAUGCAGAAUUUGUUUUCUUCAAAAUCUUCAUUAUAGACAAUGAAUUACAUUAUACGAUAUGAAUAUUUUAAUGUUCUCGAACAUGAAUUUUUUUUACAUCGAGGUAUUUUCAGAAGUUAGAAACCAUAAGUCGUUACUUUAGAUUUAAUGACUUUUGUCCCAUGCUUAGUUUUAAUUAAACCUCAAGCACACUAAAGCAGUCUUAGAUUUUGAAAAAAAAGUUGAGUGUGUUUGGAGAACAGAACUUUUUGAGUUUUAUUUUUACUAACUCAACAUCUUUUGAAGAAACGAAAAAUAUAUUUUUCUUUGCCAAAAUGACUUUUGCCUUAUGAGACGCAACUCAGGAGCUGAAAAGUUUUAAAAUCCGUAAAUUAUAUACUGUUACUGAAACGUUAAUUUGUUGAUGUUUUUUUUAAUUCUGAGUUUUUCCUUUUGACUUCUUCUGUUUGUUUAGUUUUUAGUGGUUGUAGUUUAAGUUACUUUGAGUAAUAAAAUAAUUUGUUAGUUUUUUAUCUUCACUUAAUUUUGGAGUAGUGGUAGAUAAGCUAGUUCGUAAAAUGGAAAAAUUCCGGGUGAUGCAUAGAUUCUGUGAAUAUAGUUAGAAGAACGUUUGUAUAGAGCUAUGGUUGUUGUUUUUGUGGUGUAUUCGAGAGGUUUCGCAAUACGGAUACUGAUACAAAUACGAUAACCGUAUCCAUUCACGUUGAAUGCGUGUCAGAUUUCGCAAUCUGUGUCAUAUUUCGCAAUCAAAGAGUUGUGUCAGGUCAAGGAAAAAG
This is a messenger RNA of Asterias rubens (European starfish), 3001 nucleotides long. RefSeq names its product piezo-type mechanosensitive ion channel component 2-like. The record is from RefSeq and is a predicted model, not a curated record. Lineage: Eukaryota; Metazoa; Echinodermata; Asteroidea; Forcipulatida; Asteriidae.